Molecule: messenger RNA, 8595 nt
Organism: Neodiprion virginianus
Lineage: Eukaryota; Metazoa; Arthropoda; Insecta; Hymenoptera; Diprionidae
Gene: RabX4
Product: ras-related protein Rab-8A
Exons: 5
Coding region: 147-773 (208 amino acids)
Molecular function (GO): GTP binding; GTPase activity
Source: RefSeq, a predicted model, not a curated record
GUUGGGCGCAGGUCCCGAUCGAUUCAUCGCUUCCGAAAAGACGUGGAGCGAAUAGCCUCCGUCGACGAGCGGCAACGAAGGACCGUCGCUCCCAUCCCGACAAAGAAAAACAGCGAGCGUAUUUUCGAUUUUGAAAAAAAGUAAAUAUGGCGCUAGACUUUGCGGCUACCUACAAGGUUCUCGUUCUAGGAGAUUCGAACGUUGGUAAAACUUGCAUCGUUCAUCGGUAUUGCGAUGAGCGGUACUAUGACACUUACAUAUCAACCAUAGGCAUCGACUUCAAACAAAAAAUUAUCAAUUUAGAUGGUACUCCGAUUAAACUCCAAAUAUGGGACACCGCUGGCCAAGAAAGGUUCAGAACUCUCACGACGGCCUAUUACCGUGGAGCGAUGGGCAUUCUUUUGAUGUAUGACGUUACCAGCAUGGAGAGUUUUAAUCAUCUUUCGUAUUGGCUUCGUAAUAUCCAAGAGAAUGCCUCGCCAGAUGUAGUUAAAGUGUUGGCAGCUAAUAAAUGUGAUGCCACAACUCACAGGGCAGUUGAUGCUGUCAGAGGAAAUAAAAUUGCUGAAAAUUUCGAUAUGCCCUUUUUCGAGGUUUCCUGCAAAGAAAAUAUUAACAUCGAAGAAGCGUUCUUAACUUUAGCCAGGAGAAUACGGGAACAACGGGGUCGUCGAGCAAGCCUAUUCGAAGCUUCGGAGAGGGAAGGAGCAAAUGCAGUGAUAACAGCUCAGUCGCCGUCGCAGCAAGGCGAUGCAUGGCGUUGCACGUGUUAGCCUGGGGCUUGAUAUUCUGACUGCUGGGUCUUUAGUGACAGCUAUAGAGGCUCCUUGAAAGAAGUGGUAUGGUUUUAUAAUGCAAAGCUCAUCGAUAUUAUGAUAUUUAAAUGAUAUAAAAAGUAUUGAAGUACUGGAGUAUCAAGGUCUUAAUCUUAGGAACGUUCGUUCAUUCCUAAUUUUUAAGACUUAUAGAAACACAGAAAAAUUGAAAAAAAAAAAAAAUACCUACGGAAUUUUAUAUACGUACAUAGUAUUCAUAUGUUUUUUUAACGUUGGCUGUCUAGAGAGAAGAUAAUUUUUUUCGAACGGUUUGGUAAGUGUGUCAAUCUAAUUUUCAUAUUAAAGAAGGAUUCGGAAUAUGCUUUUGUUCCGUGAUUAACUUGUCGGCUUAGUAUUUAUUGAUAGUUCCGUUUUUCCAAAAUUCUCAAAAAAUUCUGCAAAAUUCUUUAUUACGAUUAUUUCAACGAUUAGUUCCGUAACAGAAUAAGUUUUUUUUUUUCUUCGCUAAUAUGAGGAAGUAUUAAAAGAAGCAGGGAAAAAAAUUAUUCCAUUGUGAAGCUGAUCUCGAAACGCUCCGAACAAAAAAUAGAACAUUUGCCAACCUCGAACGAUCUUGAAAAAUCGGAAUAUUAUUCUUACUUGUUCAGCAAAUCUUUCUGUAUCGUGUAACUUGACGUAAUGUACCAUAUUAAAAUUUUAACGCAACUGAUCACCUUCGAAAGAAUCUGAGGAUCUCCGGAUACGUUCACGUACAAAACUUUGCCAACAAAUUGACAUACUGACCCGAAAACUUUAGAACAAAUUAUUUGGUCUGUGCAUAGGUACAAGAAAAAAUGCUAUAACAGUAUUGGACAAGUGCUACUCUUACGAAGAAAAUGUGUUGGUUCCAGGAUUUCGUCAAGCUUUUCGUUAAUUCAGUAUUGAAGUAGUUGAUUGACUCUACAGUUUCGUAGAAGUUGAAAGAGUAGCCCUAGUCCAGUUUUCUUGAGAAAAUAUGUCAUUAUGUGCGUAUAUAAAAGCAGUUAAUGGGGCACAAAAUGCAAGAUUAGUUGAUUUAUGAAACUGAAAAAAUGAAACAUUACAAGUUAACGCGCUUUUAAAUUCUCUAGACAUCGAAGGAUUCAAAAGAUAAAUUAAGGACGUAUAGUGCUAUAUUAAAAGUCUACAUAUUCCAUAUAGCCGUACAUACAUCUAUUGUACGCGAAAAUGCAACGGCUUUAUAAGACAUUUGCGUUGGAGAUACAACUAUAUGUUUCCACAUUUAUUAUUAUUAGAUAAUAAUCGCCUGCUGGUAUAGAAAACGUAAAACCUUUACGGAAAGAAACCUUCAUCUCGUUGUCAAUAUUAUGAUUAUAGGUUGAAGUAAAAUUGAUAAACUUUCCAUGGCUGUAUGUCAAUUCCUAGACAGUUUGUAAAACGUAUAGAAGAACUCUAACUGCUUUUGGACGCGUGAAAAUGAUGCUUUUAAAUUUGAAUAGUUUCAAAAUAUGUUCGUGCUGCUAUUGGUUUUUUCUUAUGUUACAAUAGUGAGUAAACACUGCAUUUAUGAAGAUGGACCAAAAAUUGUUUUAUGAUUGUUGAUGAAUAUAAUUUUUGGGAAUUUUGUCUCACCAAUCAAUGAUGCAAUUCGAUUGGGAUUUGUUUUGUUCGAAAAUAUAUAGAAACAGUUUUUAUUUCCACAUUCUUUUCAUUCGAAUAAAUUUCAAAAGCGAUUCAACUGACGUACUUUAAAUUCGGCAAAAGUAUUCUCGGACACUUAUAUCUUCUUUGUCACGAAACGAUCCUUUUCUCUACAAAAUAGCCACCGUUUGAAGUUUGAUUUUUCGUCAAGAAUUUACCAUUUCUUUAUUUAAUUAUCAAAUAAUAAUACGAUAAUGAAAAGAAACGUGGGGUCGUGCCAUAGAGGAUAAAUAAGAAUACUGCCUCUGAAUUCAAAGUGACUCAGUUUGAGUCAUUUUUGAGAUAGCAUGCAAUGGGCACCUCCAUUCCAAUAAACGAAUACGUAAAUGGAGAUUGUCAUGUUUUUGAAUAAAACAAACACCAAUCGAAUUGAAUGAUUAGUUAACGAUUUAUAAAUUCCCAAAUUUAAUCAAAUUUUUUAGCCUUCUACUCGUAUAUGUCUUCUCCUGAAUAGUAACUGAUGAUGAGAUGCAAGAUUGAUCCGUUAUUGUGAUUCAGGUAAAGGCCUCAUGAUUAGAAAUCAGUUGAUUUGUAUGUAUGUAGUAAGCAAGCGCUGAGCGCGUAAGGCCCCGCUGACCCGUUGUGUCAUAUAUUCAUAUAUUUCAUGACGUCAGAAGCAGGGAAAUUUCCUUGUCGAAUCGUGCCAGAACGGGGGUACGAAUCUGACCAGAAAUUCACAAAUCGUAGCUUGAAUAAAAGAGUAUGUCAGUAUCUCAUUUAUUGCUAACGUAGAUCGCUGAUAGUAUUUAGUAUGAAUAAUGAUGAAAUAAAUAAAAUCACGUCACAUCAAACAUGGCUGAUCGGAACUACCGAUUCGUUGAAUAUUCACCGCUUCUACGAUUUCAGAAUUUCUUUCACUUCCGACAGGGAGAUGCAGACGUAUAAAAGCACACACACAAUCCGGGAAAACCUAUUUCACCUGUUAUCUUUUCGUAAAUAUGGCACGAUUCGACAAGGAAAUUUUCAGGUGGCAAUGACCCGUUUAUGAUCCACAAGAAGUCUGUCUCCACUUGUAAGUAAUUUCAUUGGCCGGAUCUAACGGAACUGGGCAAUGAAAUCAGCGGCCUUAGUUCAACGUUGAAUGUCCAGAGGCGCUGUAAGUGCUUAUGACGUCACGCAAUGGAUAUUUACAAGCUAGGUCAGCGGCGCCUCAUUGAUGGUGUUUGGCCUGACUCUGACAAGAAGAGUAUCAGACCUUCGGAUCACGGAUUUUGCUCGAACUUUUAUACUGGUAUUUCUUUGGCCCAAAAAAUGCUACUUCUGAUGUUUGGUUUCAUCCAUUGAGCCUUCCUUCGCUCAAUUUACAAAAGUUCAGGUUGUUCUAAAUUUUCAAUAUGGCUCUGAGAUAAUAAUAUAUUCAUGAUUUACAUUAGAAUUUAUAAGAGCCUGUCAUCGAAACUAAAGCAGAGGCCAAUGAAAACUUGUAUUUAAGACAAAAAUGCACAUCAGAUUUCGUUUAUUACGGCAUUUUACUCAUCAAACUGAUAAUUUAAUUAAUUUCGAGGGAACACGGAACACGGAACAAUGGACGAAACUAUACACCAGAAGGUCUUUAUUUUGGGCCAGAAACACCCCUUUACAGAUUUUCAACUGAAUCCGGGAUUCAGAGGUCUGACACUCCUUGUUAGAGCAAGUCGACGGUACAUAUAAUUCAUAAUCUUCGUUUUUGCUGGCAGAAACAAAAAAGCCUUCAUUGUGCCUAUUAACGAAGAAAAAUAUUAAAGCGACAUAAAAUAAGCUGCUUUGUAUACACGGAGUAAAUAUCAUAAAUGGCGCAUAUAAGAUACCUAAAUAAAUUAUUUGUGAAAAUUACAUGAAUGGGACGAGAACGACUAGUGGAAGUGAAAAAAAUCGAAUGAAUUGCUGGAAUUAAGCAAAAUCUAACCGUUCAUGAAUUGGUACAAAGAAAAUCGAUUUCUGACAGGCUUUGUAUUAUCGCGAAAUAAUGUAUUAUUGUUGCUUUUGUAUAUUUGUAACUUACAGCAAUUUGUAUAAACUCUUUGAUAUAUGACUAUCCUAUGUGCUAAGCGUUUGUAGCUCGUUAAGGUUAAUUAUGAAUUGGGGCGGGCGUCUUGUUUAAAAAAAUAUUUAAGUUUAAGAAAUUUUUAUUCAACUAUAUAUGUUGCUUCUUUAAACGCACAAUUUAUUAUCGACACGCACUACGGCUGAAACGAUCUCUUAACAGGAAUUGCCGAAUUCCGUAGAAACUGUUGCAUACUAAGCAGCACCAAAGCUAAUAGACCUAGACCAAAAAGUAUUUACUGUAAAUUUACAAUUUCUUCAUACCUAUUUUUUUCAUCAAAACGCUGGAUCGUAAUAUUAUCGCCGCCCCAUAGGAAAAAUUUUCUUCUCUUAAGCUGGUCUUUUGAGAAAAUUUAAGAGCGUUUUAUAAAAAUUUGUUACCAUUUAUCCCACGUUGUAUUUUAACGCUUUUCGCCAUAGUUCAAUUAUGCACUCUGGAGUGCCCUGACCAAUAUUAAUUUUACCGCAGAGUUUAUCAAUUGUGCGAUUUUAAAUUUGAAUCUGAAUAAACGGAACCUUGAGCAGUAAUAUUCAAGGCAAAACACUACCAUGUCAAUUGCUUAUGCUUUUAUCUGAACUUCGCAGAGGCCCAUAUUUUCCAAGCUGUUUUAUAAAAUUAUAAUGUCACAUCUAUUACCCACGAACGAGGGGUUGACAUGCACCUUCGUAACCCCGUGUAAACUAUUCGUGAAAUCUUAUAAAAGUAUUUAAAAUUUCUGAAAUCCCGUAAAAUAAUGUGUUGAAACCCCGCGAAAUCUUUUGAAAUCCCAUAAGAUCUCUGAUAUCCAAUGAAAUUUUUUGAAACCGAAUGAAAUUCUUUGAAAUUCGUUGCAAAAUUGCAAUAAAAUGAUCAAGUCAUUUAAAUUCUCUGAAAUCAUUGAGAUUAUGUUGUCUACAUACAAAUUAAUGAGUGGUCAAUCCGUCGCCCAUGAACGUGGCUCUUACAAUUAAACCACACUACUACUGCUUCAGUGACACAGCCCUCGGGAAUAAUUGAUAAUGGUCUCUGAGAGUACGUAAAAUAAUUGGAAUCCAGUGCGUGGAGUUUUGGAGUCUUGCAGCGCGCUAGUAAUCGCUUUGGAGUUAAGUCUGUGACUGAAGUAAAAGCUCAAUUUGAACAUUAAAGCCCAUUGAUGGAUAAUUGUAAGCACUGUAAGCACUAGUGGUCUCCGGUAAUAGACAUUACUCACGGUUAUGUAUAAUACUACAAAGGUGAUUACUCCCGAGGGGGUCAGACGUAGGAAAGAACAGGGCUAGUUGUGACAGGUAAGUUGUUACAGUCAAAUUGUACAUAACAUGUCUGAACCGAUUAACGAUCCUAUGUAAAAUAUUGUAUUACAUUUAUUCGAAAAGUUUGAAGUAGUUAUUGAGAGACAAUUAUGCAAUAGUGAAGCAAGUAGACCACCAGCUUGCAUAUACAUUACAUUAUAUCCUGUAGAGGGAAAGCAAAUUGGGUUGCAUGAAUUUGAAUGAGUUUUAGCUUCAACUUUCAAGAAGAUACAAACUGCAUAACGCAUCUUCUGGAGAUCGUAUUUUUUUCUUACUAUCAAUACUAUAUACUGCCACUAAAAUAUUCCUCUGGGAAAAGACCGGUGAUAAUUUUUUGAGGCAAGAUACGUCAAGCUCUACAAGAACUAGAAGCGCAUUGGUAACAUUUUAUUGGUGGGAAUGGAAAUCGUAAGUCAUAGUUACAGAGUAAUCGGUUCGUACAUUGCAUGUGUUGCAAGAGAUGGGCUCGCGUAGUGGAAUUUGCUUUGUAAAUAGUACAAUUCAUCCUGAUUUGCCUCGCCAAAAUUUUAUUAAUAAAUCUAAAUAUAAUUUCUACUAGAAAUAUAUAUUCAUUUUAGUACGAUCUGUUAUACUUGUAGGCUCGUAUUAUGUUGCUUCUCAAAAAAAGCAAAACCGUAAAUUUUUGAGAAUAUAUCACAUGGUCACAUUAGCAUCUUUUGAUAAUCAAAAAUACUUAUAAAACAAACGAUUUUAUUUGCUCGAUCUAAGUAUCUAACUAAACUACAACUUAUUCACGUCUACAUGGAUUCGAAUCAAUGCAUCUGUGGUUCGAUGCAGUUAAAUAAUUUGUUUGUCGGAAGUGAACGACUACUGGAGAUUGUUCAUGUAAUAUGAAUUUAUAAAAUCGGACUUUUUUUUUAAAUCAAUUAUUUGCGUAAAACUGUGAUAUCUAUAAAGUUAUAAAAAAUAUUUAAUCAAUUAAAGUUAUAAAUGGAUUGAUUCAAAUGUGAUAUUCAAGCAAAUCUAUAAAUGAUAUUGGCUAGUUGAUUCACGUAAAUAGAACUAAAACUUGUUAUUACUAACUUUAUUUUCAUUUUAACAAUUUCACUUCUCGUUGUAAGAACUGCCCCGAUGUGAAGCGACUCAUUGAAAUACACAUAUAUUCUUUACACAUGGAAAUAAUAUUUUUGCAACGUUGCGUUGAUUUAAAGAUGCCGAAUUAAUUGCGUACAAUGGGUCGGAGACCAUUGAUUUAACGAAAACUUCUGAUUUGCCAAAUUUUCCGUAAAAAAAAUUUUAUCCGUAGAUGAUUAUUGAGUUGAAAUACUUCCUCACCUUCAAUUGCUCUCUCCUACCUAAAUUCGAGUACACGCUUGUGGCGUAGCGAAGCAAUGUAUGGCAUCGAUAACUGUAAGGCUAUCAUCUGUAGAUGGUUUUGGAUUAAUUUUGCGAAUAAAAAAGUGAGGCUUUGGUUUUCUCACGUGGAAUCAACAUACUGCAAAAAAUACGAUGAGAUAAGUUUUUUCAAAUUAAAUACGGUCAAGGCAGAGUCAUGCAUUUUUUUCCCAAAAGAUGCCACAGCGCCAUAUUUUCAUUCCCAAUAGUAAUAUUUCAUCAGAUAUCAGAUAACCCAUCACAAAAAAAGAAAAACCAUCGAUGGUUGGGCUUAAUAACAAUUCACACGAGAUGUCGUUCAGUUUCCGUCAGCCUCUAAGAUAUUGGUUUAGUUUUACUUAUAAUAUUGGUCACAGUAACCCAUUCUGAGAAUUUUUCAGCAUUUAUACUAUGUGCAAUUAUUGUGAAAUAAUAAGCAUAUGUUUGUAACCUUUUAAUCAAUCACUUUGUAGAAAAAUUCGGUGUUCGAAUGGUUCAUAAAUAAUCAAGCGCACUUUUUACAUGUAUUGCAUGUACUUGUGUUGUGUUUUGCACUGAGAAAAUGUAUGUAUAUAUGUUUGUAAUAUGUAAUAACUCGUCACCAUCCAAUCAUUUAUUGUUUGAAUUUGUAUUUCUGAUUACAAUGUCUAAUUACCUCAUCAACAUUGAAGAUAAUAUACUCGAGAAGCACGAACUUAGUAAUUUAAUAAUCAUGUCAUUUCAUUAUAAAAAUUGAACAGUUUGAAACAACUUCGAUAUCUAGCGAAUGUCAAUAGACCAUAUGACUGACUUAAAGAACGACUGUGCCAAAUCAUUUUCUACUGUCAUCAGUAAUUUUGUAACAGUAAGAUGAAUGGCAUGAAUAUUUCACUUUCUUUCUUAAUAAAUGUCUGAAACUAAAUAAUAUCUUUGCUUAAUGUUUACGUGGUUGAAAGUUGUACCGUAUAAGUAACUAUUUUUUAAUUUCAAGACUGUGUGAAAUUUAGUAAACCGUCUAGUAAAACAAAAUGUACUCAUAUUUUGCAAAUUUAACUACUUCAAAGUCGCUCUUAAGUAUCCACAAUGGAUUGAAUUUUUCAAUAUUUGGUUACUUUUAAUUUACUAACUUCAACCUUAUCAUUUUUUUAGAUAUGUGAGGUGUGGUGUUGAACGUAAUACAACUACUACAUUGGCAAACGAAUUAGAAAAAUGUAACGUUUUUAUUUGGUGCAAUAUAAAUUUUUAUUGUUUACAUAUUCACAAAACUUUGAAAGCUUGUGGAAUGUAUUACAAUAAUACAAUGCGUGUAUAUUAACAGUGACCAUUGCGAUGUCACAUGUUAAUUGUGAAGUAAUUAAAUGGCGCUAUGUAUUGAGUAAUGAGGUGAGUCAAGAAAACAAUCACACACAUUCUGGGAAAAUAAAACGCAAAUAUCCAGCUCUGUAUUUUAGCAAACCUGAAAUGCAAUUGUUGGAAAUUUAAAAACCUAUUCCACAUUACCUUCAAACACGUAAUAAUUUUUUCAUCAAUGACU